Molecule: messenger RNA, 1567 nt
Organism: Candoia aspera
Lineage: Eukaryota; Metazoa; Chordata; Lepidosauria; Squamata; Candoiidae
Gene: C4H14orf93
Product: chromosome 4 C14orf93 homolog
Exons: 6
Coding region: 110-1567 (485 amino acids)
Source: RefSeq, a predicted model, not a curated record
GGUGCCUCGUCUGGCUAGCGGGUGGGUCCCCGCCUGAUGCUCUCCCAUCCAGACCGGAGCCAUCUUGCUGCCUCCCCGCCGCGCAGGUCCUCCAACACCACGGGCUCACAUGUCGUUCAGCGCCACCAUCUUGUUCUCGCCCCCCCACGCUAAAGAAGCCAAAUGCUGCUGCUGCACGUGCAAGCAGGAGCCGGGGGCUCCCACCCCGCCCCCGCCUUCCCCGCCUCCUCCCUGCACCCCCAUCACCAUAACGGGCACUGGGUUGACGGUCCAGUCCUCAGAACAGCUCCUCCACGUCAUCUACCAGCGGGUGGAAAAGGCCGUCGGCCUGGCCGAGGUGGCGCUGAAUCUAGCCAAGGCCAACAACGACGCCCUGAGACGUCUGGAGGAAGAUCUGGGGGCCCUGCGCCGGCCCCCCCCCAGCGCCUUCAAAGCAAGCCCCCUGUGUGUUCCCGAGGAGUCGCAAGAGCCCCCCGAAGAUGAGGAGGAAGGAGAGGCCGAAGGCUUCGGGAACGGCGUCCAGGUGGUCAUCGAAGAAUUAAGGCAGCUGGGCGCAGCGUCGGCUGCAGUGGGGCGGCCUGAACCCUUGGCCUUCUCGCCAGUGCCGGCCCUUAGCAGAGUAGCUGAGGAGUGCCCUCCAGGAGAUGCCCCCACGCAGCAGGCCUAUGUUCCUCCCUCUUCUCCUACCCUGCAGACGCCUCAUCAGCCACUUCUACAGCCUCUGGAUGAGCCCGUCUCCUGCCCAGAGGUAUCCCCUAUCAGCACGACCCAUGAAGAUGCCACCAACAGGGAACCUCAUUUCUCUUUAGGCUUUGCCAGUCUCCCAUGCAGAAGCCGAAACAUGGGGCAGAAGAAUGCCAGGCGCAAGAGGGACCUAGUGUUAUCAAAACUGGUCCAUAAUGUUCACAACCACAUCACCAACGAAAAGCGGUUUGAUGGCGCAGAAAGCAUUAAGUCUUCAUGGAAUAUUUCUGUAGUGAAAUUUUUGCUUGAAAAACUGAAGCAUGAAUUGGUCUCAAAUCACCAUAAUUAUACUGAUAAGGAACUAAAAGGUGCCUGCGUGGCCUACUUUUUGACAAAGCGACGUGAGUAUCGAAAUUCUCUCAAUCCCUUCAAAGGACUUAAAGAGAAAGAGGAGAAGAAACUCCGCAGUAGACGCUAUCGGCUUUUUGCAAACCGCUCGGGGGUGGCACGGCUGCUUGGCUCGGAAGAGCAGUGUCUGUGGCAGGGGGUGACCGAGGAGCUCAUGUCAGAUGAGGAAGACAGUGCCAGCGAGCCCGGUGUGUGGGUGGCGCGGCCCCCCCGGUUCCGCGCUUCGCCUCUCACUCAGCUCUGCUACCGGCUGGAUGCCAACUCGAAGCAUGGCACGAAAGCCAACCGCGUGUAUGGGCUGCCCUCCGACCGCCUGCCCUCUGCCGAAGCCCAGCUGCUGCCCCCACACCUCUACAACCCCCACUUCCAGGGGGAAGACCCCAGGACUGGCACCCCCUCCCACCUGCCCAGCCACAAAGGCUUCUGCCCUGAGCUCAGCUCUUUUGUGGCGAUCAAAGUGGAAAAGGAUGAGUGA